CGUCGAUACGUAUAGAUGUCACAAAUUGGCGACGAGGAUAAAGUCAAGCCUGUUUUAAACAAGCCCGUAGUAAAAGUCGAAGUGUUAAAAAUGAAUACUAUGGGAAACAUUGAGCCCUACGUCUUGGGAGAAUGUUUUAAGGAGUACACUAGUCGGCUUGAAAUGUUUUUCUUGGUCAACGAUGUGUCCGAAGAGAAGAAAGUGCCGAUCAUGGUGACAAUGGCGGGAGCGUCAUUGUAUUCAGCCGCAGUAAAGAUUUGUUCACCGGAUGAUCCACGAGAAAAGUCGUAUAAGGAUUUAGUGAAUGCCUUAAGUGAAUAUUUCACACCAGUGGAGAAUAUCGUGUCGGAGCGCUACCAGUUUCGCAAGCUGAAACAGUCAUCGGAUCAGUCGAUAAACGACUACAUUAUCAGCCUUAAAGCGAAAGCGCAAUCGUGCGAUUAUGGAUCGUUUUUACCGGAUGCGCUAAGGGAUCAGUUUGUUGCUGGAAUCCGAGACCAUGAGCUACGGACGCGGUUGCUGAGAGAAUCGAGAGUGAAAUUUGCGGAUGCGUGUGAAAUAGCGCGUUCGUGGGAAGGGGCGCAGCAGCAGAACGCAGCGAUGGUGGAGAAGGAGAGGCAUGCGGUAGCGAGCGUGCGUAAAACACCUGUACAGCAGCAGAGCAAGCAGUUGGAACGAGAGUAUGUGUAUCGUCGAAGCAGCCAGGAGCAAAAGACAAGUGCGGAGUGUCAUCGUUGUGGUCGUGCGCACAAUCCUGCAACUUGUCCAGCAAAAGCGUGGAAGUGUUACGUGUGUGGAAAAAUGGGACACGUUUCAUCGAAGUGUCGGUUUGCAAAAAAACAUAUGAGUAACGCUAGUAGAGGUCAGCUACGGAAAGUAGAUUGCGAUAAAGGUCAAAAUCCUCAGAUGGUCCGUCUUGCUUGUAAUAGUAAGCAAUUAGAGUUUGAGAUAGAUUGCGGUGCGUGUGUUAGUGUAAUUUCGGAAGAAACAUAUACUAAAAUGUUCAACGAUGUACAAAUACUACCAACCGAGGAAUCCUUUUUCUCAGCGUCAGGGCAAGCGAUAAAGCCAAUGGGAAAAAUGUGUGUAAAAGUGGAAAUAGCGAGGUGCGCUAAAUUAUUUGAAUUAGAACUAAUAAUAAUUCGAUCGGAAAGAAGUGUUACGCCACUGCUAGGAAGAAAUUGGUUAGAUGUUUUGUUCCCGGAUUGGAGAAAAGCAUUCGAGUUAAAAAGUGUAGAAUCAGAUGUGCUGGCUGAGUUACAGAAAAAAUUUCCGUGUAAUAUUAAUGCGUCAAAUGAGUCAAUUAAGGGAUUUGAGGCAAAUUUAGUAUUGAAAGAGGAUUAUUGUCCAAUUUUUCAUAAAGCCUAUUCCGUUCCCUUCACCUUACAAAGGAAAGUCGAAGAAGAGUUAAACAAAAUGGUCGAAGAAGGUGUGUUAGUGCCAACAAAGUAUUCCGAAUGGGCGAGUCCUGUGGUAAUAGUGGAAAAAGAAAAUGGUUCUGUUAGACUAUGUCUAGAUGGAAAAGCAACGCUGAAUAAGUAUUUGUCGAUGGAACAUUAUCCACUUCCAAAAAUUGAGGAUAUAUUUGCUAAAAUUUCUGAUUGGAAAUUAUUUUGUAAAAUCGAUUUAUCAGGUGCAUAUUUACAAGUCAAAUUGUCCGAGUCUGCGAAACAAAUAUGCACGAUUAAUACAUCCAAAGGAUUGUUCAAUUAUACACGUAUGCCAUUUGGAAUCCAUACAGCCCCAGCGAUCUUUCAAAGUAUAAUAGAUCAAAUAUUAAGAAAUACGAAAGGAUUGGCAUAUAUAGAUGAUAUUAUUGUCGGAGGGAAAAAUGCGGAAGAAUGCAAAACGAAUUUAUAUGAAGUAAUGGAAAAAUUGAACAGUCAUAACGUAAAGAUUAAUGCGAAUAAGUCAGUUUUUUAUGUGUCACGUAUAGAAUAUUUGGGUCACACUAUAACGAGUAAUGGAAUACACCCAAUUGAAUCCAAAGUAGAAGCUAUUGUAAAAGCACCAGUACCGAGUAAUAUAAGUCAACUUCAAGCAUACUUGGGAUUACUGAAUUAUUACCAUAGAUUCCUUCCAAAUGUAUCAACCACAUUAUGCCCUUUAUAUCAAUUGUUGCGAAAAGAGAAAAACAUAUGCCAGUCGCACCUGACACCGAGCGGUACCGUUUUUCUUAUUGGCAUCACCGACGUCUUCCUGGUCGAUGGGUAG
Molecule: messenger RNA, 2214 nt
Organism: Anopheles coluzzii
Lineage: Eukaryota; Metazoa; Arthropoda; Insecta; Diptera; Culicidae
Exons: 2
Coding region: 16-2214 (732 amino acids)
Molecular function (GO): nucleic acid binding; zinc ion binding
Source: RefSeq, a predicted model, not a curated record